This is a messenger RNA of Malaya genurostris, 1470 nucleotides long. RefSeq lists its product as uncharacterized. Lineage: Eukaryota; Metazoa; Arthropoda; Insecta; Diptera; Culicidae. The transcript is spliced from 3 exons. The coding region runs from base 1 to 1470 and encodes 489 amino acids. The record is from RefSeq and is a predicted model, not a curated record.
AUGUUUGUUUGCGGACUAAAGUCAGAUGGAGACGGCGAAAUACGAACGCGGCUGCUGGCGAAAAUUGAAGAACGUGAUGACGUCACACUAGAGCAUCUUUCGGAAGAUUGUCAGCGAUUGUUGUGCCUGAAGCGAGACACGGCAAUGAUCGAGUCAUCAGCAUCAACGUCAUCAGUGAAUUUCAUCAAGCGAAAACAGCAGUUUUCAAAACGUCAACUUUUCGAAAUCGAUUUGAUGGAUACUUUCGGUCUCUUUUCAUUACCCAUUAGCAUGUAUUGCAACAACGUCAGUGUUCCUGCUAUCACUUUGCAGUCACUCAAAGCGGCAUACCCGAGUGUAUUUAGAAACGAGUUAGGGUUGUGCACGAAAACAAAAGUGAAAUUGGAACGGAAACUAGAUGCAACUCCAGUUUUUCGUCCGAAACGUCCAGUGGCUUAUGCAGUACACAGCAUGGUUGACAACGAACUUGACCGACUGGAACGAGCAAAAAUCAUCACACCGGAAGACUUUUCAGACUGGGCAGCACCCAUCGUCGUUGUCAGAAAAACGAACGGGUCCAUUCGCAUUUGCGGAGAUUACUCUACAGGGCUCAACAAUGCACUGCAACCGCAUCAGUACCCAUUACCGCUACCGGAGGAGAUUUUCAACAAGUUGGCUAAUUGUACUGUAUUUAGCCGAAUCGACCUGUCGGAUGCGUUCCUGCAAGUAGAGGUGGACGAAAGUAGUCGUGAUUUACUAACCAUCAACACCCAUAGUGGACUCUACCGGUACAAUCGUCUGCCACCGGAAGUCAAAACAGCACCGGGAGCUUUCCAGCAACUUAUCGAUACAAUGCUGGGAGGUCUUCCUCAUACGUGUGGUUAUUUGGAUGACGUCGUCGUUGGUGAUGUCACUACUGAGACACACUGGGAAAACCUUCGCGCAGUGUUUCAAAGAAUCAGCGAGUUUGGAUUUACCAUCCGAGUGGAAAAGUGCAUCUUUGCUGAGCCUCAAAUCAAAUAUGUAGGUCAUCUGCUUGACCGCAAUGGCCUUCGCCCGGAUCCAGCAAAAGUUCAAGCCAUUAACGUAAUGCCACCGCCCACUGAUGUAUCUGGUGUUCGGUCCUUCCUUGGAGCAAUUAAUUACUACGCGAAGUUCGGCAAUGCUGACAUACUUUCCCGUCUGAUCAGCCAGCACGUCAGGCCUAAGGAAGAUUAUGUGAUUGCUUCGGUCUCUCUGGAAAAUGACUUAAGGAUCGUAGACAGUCUACACAGUCCGAUCCCAUUACCAAGGCAGUUUAUCGUUACCUCCUUGAUGGGUGGCCUGAGACCACAACCGAUGCAGAGCUCAAACGGUUUUAUGCUCGACGUGAAUCCCUUACCACGGUACAAGGCUGCAUACUAUUCGGCGAUCGACUGGUUAUACCAUCGCCCCAUCGCAAGCGUAGUCUUCAUCAACUUCAUCGUGGCCACCCUGGAAUUCAGCGAAUGA